CUCACAUUUUGUUAGAUGUAUUCCAUAUUAAGGGUCCUAAACUAGGAACUAAAAUAUUUGUCUCCCUCUAGAUGUUGUAUGCAGAUCUCUCUCUCUCCCUCCCAGCACCCCUCCUUCCCUUGUUCCCUCCCUCUAACCCCUCCUUCCCUCUAACCCCUCCCUCCCUCUAACCCCAGCCAUCUGGCAGAACAAGGAAAUCCCUCCCCCUCCCACAGACUCUCUUCUGUGGAAACUAAACUGAUCUGAGUCUCUGUGUCGUCUGUCUGUGUGAGAGUGAACAACCGUCCAAAUGGCUCAGCAGGGAGUUCUGCUGGACCAGGACCAGUUCCGUUGUUCUGUCUGUCUGGAUGUACUGAAGGAACCGGUCACCAUCCCCUGUGGACACAGUUACUGUAGAAGCUGUAUUGAGGGCUGCUGGGAUCAGGAUGUUCUGAAAGGGGUCUACAGCUGUCCUCAGUGCACAGAGACCUUCACUCCAAGGCCUAAUCUGAGGAAAAAUAACAUGUUGGCUGAGGUGGUGGAGAAACUGAAGACAGGACUCCAGGCUGCUCCCCCUCCUGCUCUGUGCUGUGCUGGACCUGGAGAUGUGGCGUGUGAUGUCUGCACUGGGACCAGAAAGCGGAAAGCCCUCAUGUCCUGUCUGCCGUGUCUGGCCUCUUACUGUGAGACUCACCUCCUAUCUCACUAUGAAUCUCCUGCUUUGAAGAAGCACAAGCUGGUCAAAGCCACCGCACAACUACAGGAGAAGAUCUGCUCUCAUCAUGACAAACUGCUGGAGGUUUACUGUCGUACCGAUCAGCAGUGUAUCUGUUAUCAGUGUGUGAUGGAUGAACAUAAAGGCCAUGAUGCACUGUCAGCUGCAGCAGAGAGGACUGAGAAACAGAGGCAGCUGGGGAUGAGUCAGCAGAAGGUCCAGCAGAGUUUCCAGGAGAGAGAGAAGGAGCUGAAGGAGCUCCAAAAGGUUGUGGAGUCUCUCAAGCGCUCUGCACAGUCAGCAGUGGAGGACAGUGAUCAGAUCUUUACUGAGCUGAUCCGCUCCAUUGAGAGAAGGAGCUCUGAGGUGAAGGAGCUGAUCAGAGCCCAAGAGAAGGCUCAAGUGAGUCAAGCUGAAGGACUCCUGGAGCAACUGAUGCAGGAGAUAGCUGAGCUGAGGAAGAGAAGCACUGAGCUGGAGCAGCUCUCACACACAGAGGAUCACAUCCAUUUCCUCCAGAGUUAUCAGUCUCUCUCCAGUAUCAGUGUAUCUUCAGAAUUACCCAGCAUCGUUGUCCGUCCUCUUCAGUACUUUGGAGAUGUGAGUAAGACUGUGUCUGAACUGAGAGAGAAACUAGAAUACUUCCUUAAAGGAGAAUGGACCAAGAUCUCCACUAUAGUGAAUAUAGUGGAUGUUGUACUGCCUCCAGAGCCCAAGACCAGAGAACAGUUG
Molecule: messenger RNA, 1426 nt
Organism: Salmo salar (Atlantic salmon)
Lineage: Eukaryota; Metazoa; Chordata; Actinopteri; Salmoniformes; Salmonidae
Source: RefSeq, a predicted model, not a curated record